Messenger RNA from Hibiscus syriacus, 2330 nucleotides. Its product is annotated as BTB/POZ domain-containing protein At5g47800-like. The record is from RefSeq and is a predicted model, not a curated record. The transcript has 4 exons. The coding region runs from base 450 to 2153 and encodes 567 amino acids. Lineage: Eukaryota; Viridiplantae; Streptophyta; Magnoliopsida; Malvales; Malvaceae.
UGUUUCUGAUAUUUUCCUCUUUUCAUCUUGUUUUGGCCAUUUUUGUGAACUGCAUAUAAGUUCGUUAUAUUUGAAGUUUCUGUGCACUCAGUUUUGGUAUUGAGAGGGGGGGAUGCUUCAGUUUCUUUCAUGUCACUAUCAGUGUAUAUCAGCCAAAUACCAAAAUCCAAUAUGCUGAAAAGAAACAAAGGGUUAUGUCAACGUAACCGUAGUUUAAUUGAGUGGCUGCCUUGCCUUGGUUUGGUUCAACUGUGCUUGUCAGAGUAUGCAUAUGCACGUGUUGCUGACUGUGGGGUUUUCUCUCUGUUGUUUGUGUAAUGGAAGCAUAUGAUUUUGAGCUAUUUCAUUUUUUGUGUUUUAUGAAGCAGAUCUUGAAAUCUUUCAAGGAAUUGUCUUUCAAUCAAAUGUUACAGUGUUGCAAAGGGAAAUUUUGAUCACAAGGGGAAAAAAUGAAGUUUAUGAAAAUUGGGACAAAGCCAGACACCUUCUACACAGAAGAGGCUACCAGAACUGUGAUUUCAGACAUACCAAGUGAUCUUACAAUAAGGAUUAACAACGUUUGUUUUCUUCUGCAUAAGGUUCCACUUGUUCCGAAGUGUGGCCUUCUACAACGGCUCUGCUCAGAUUCUGACGACUCUGAAAUUGUUACUAUAGACCUUCACGAUGUUCCAGGGGGUGAAGAUGCUUUCGAACUCUGUGCUAAAUUUUGCUAUGGGAUAACAAUCAAUCUCAGCGCCCAUAACUUUGUGCCUGCAUUUUGUGCUGCUAAGUUCCUUAGAAUGACUGAAUCCAUUGAGAAGGGAAAUUUUGUUCUGAAACUAGAAGCUUUCUUCAAUUCAUGCAUUCUUGAAGGCUGGAAGGACCCGAUCAUCACUCUUCAGACUACGAUUAAGUUACCGGAGUGGUCGGAGAACCUUGGAAUCAUUAGAAGGUGCAUUGAUUCUAUUGUAGAGAAAAUCCUCACACCCACAGCUAAGGUUUCAUGGUCCUACACUUAUACUAGACCAGGGUACAAUAAAAAACAACACCAGUCUGUCCCGAGAGAUUGGUGGACGGAAGACAUAUCGGAUCUUGACAUAGACCUCUUUCGAUGCAUAAUCACUGUUGUAAGAUCAACCUAUAUCCCACCACCACAGCUCAUUGGUGAAGCUUUGCAUGUGUAUGCCUGUUGUUGGCUACCGGACACUACAAAGUCUAGACCUCCCCAUAGUUCAGGGUCUCGGACUGAAGAAUCCAAAGAAAAAAGUAGGCGAAUUAUUGAAUCCAUUGUGAGCAUGAUUCCUGCCGAUCGAGGCUCGGUUUCAAUAGGCUUCUUGUUAAAGCUCCUUAGCAUUGCAAGUUAUCUAGGAGCGUCCCCGGUGACAAAGACUGAACUGAUAAGGAAAGCCGGUCUGCAAUUCGAAGAAGCGACACUAAAUGAUAUACUAUUUCCUUCACAGUUGCCUACUGAUCAGCACUAUUAUGAUAUUGACUUGGUUGCAGCAGUAUUAGACAGUUUUUUGGCAAUAUGCAGAAGACAAUCCCCAGCACCUGCAGAAAACGGCCACUUGCUUAGAUCAAUUAGAAAGACGGGGAAGCUUAUCGAUUCAUAUAUUCAAGUUGUUGCAAGGGAUGUCAACAUGCCAAUAUCCAAACUAGUUUCUCUAGCUGAAGCAUUGCCGGAUGUAGCCAGGGAAGAUCAUGAUGGCCUUUAUAAGUCCAUUAACAUUUAUCUCAAGGAGCACCCUGAUGUUAGUAAAGCAGAAAAGAAAAGGCUAUGCAGAAUGCUAGACUGCCAGAAACUGUCUCCAGAGGUGCGUGCACAUGCGGUAAAGAACGAGAGGCUACCAUUAAGAACGGUGGUCCAAGUCUUGUUUUUUGAACAAGAGAGUGGUUCCAGGGCCACGACUCAUAAACCAGAGUUAACAACCAGAGUGAGUCAGGCACCACCCGAAGCCGAAGCUGAAGCAAAACAAGAGUGCAACAAUAAGCUGCAACAUGAGGGGAUAAGGAGCAGGGUACCUGAAACAAGUGAAAGAGACAUGCAGAAGAGGUUGGAGGCCAAGAUGGUGAGAGGAGAGUCUGAGAAAGGGAAAGAAAAGGGAGGAGAAGCCAAUUCAGGCAGCAAGGUGAUGGAUCCUAAGCAGGUAUUUCAAAGGAGAAGUAGUAGAUGAAGAUUUGAUUUUGAGAGACAAAUAUAUAGUUGAAUAAUUAUCUUUUGUUAUUGUGUUUUUAUGUACACUUUUGCAUAUAAUAUUAAUUGCAGUAAGUAGUGCACCAUUUGUAACUGCUUAGGAGAGAAGGUUCAUUUCAGUUGUAAAAACCAAUAAAUUGUAAGGUUAUCAUCCAUA